AUGGCCCCUAUAGCUACAGCAUAUAUCAACGACUCCAUGCUCAAUACACCUGUCAAUCCUUUUUCUUCCUCUAUUAAAGCCCCUUCUCCUCCUUGCUCGAUCACCGACUUCAUUAGUUACCAAGUAGAACAAAACCCUGAUGCUUUUGCGGUGCAUGUGGAAAACGAGACCCCAUACACAUAUGGCGCGCUAUGGCAACUUGUUCAGCAAAUCGCGUCCACAGCGCCUUUUGCUUCGGGCGACAUUGUCCCAGUUUGCAUGGACCUCACAGUCGAAUUUGUGGCCUCAUUAUUGGCCAUCAUGGUCACCGGGGCUGCAUAUGUGGUGCUCGACCCCAAUGGCUCUACUGAGCGCAACCGAGUCAUCGUUGAAGACUGUAAUGCAAGAGUCGUCAUUGUUCAUGAAAAAUAUAAAUCGAACUUCUUGCAGGCUCUGCCGAUAGAAAGAAUCAUAUCCAAUGACGUGACUGAACCAUCUCAGAGUCUGCUCUUACAACGAUCCGUUGGUAGUCAAUCAGAUCUUGCAUACCUGGUCUACACUUCUGGUUCCACUGGAACUCCCAAAGGAGUACUUAUAAGCCAUCGUGCUGCGUCACAUGGAAUCAAGCACUUUGACCUGAACGGCCACCGGCGCUGGUUGCUCUUCUACAGCCCUGUUUUUUCCGCCGCGCAGCGAACCAUCCUUGCGACACUAGCUAAGGGUGCUUGUCUGUGCCUUGCUGACCGGAGUCGUUUGGCAACAGCUCUACCGGAGGUUUUGAUUAACCUCCAAAUUGAUGCCUUGGGGAUCACACCGUCGGCCCUAUCAUUACUGUCCCCAGAUAGCGUGCCACGCUGUCUCAAGCAGAUAACCACUGUCGGCGAGCCCUUGAGCCAGGGCCUUGUGAACCUGUGGGCGGAUAAGGUCAAACUUCGGGUUUCAUAUGGUCUGAGUGAAUGUGCCCAGUUGAACUUUUCCCGCCAGCUACAUUCUGGUGAUGACCCUCGAAACCCUGGACAACCAAUGGACACCACUACGGCGAUCAUCUGCGAGCCUGGAACCACUGGACAGCUACCUGUGGGUGAAGCGGGAGAGCUUUGCCUUUCCGGACCUCAAGUCGCCAAUGGUUACCGCAAUCGCCCAAAGGAGACAACAGCUACCUUUGUCAAGCAUCCAUCAGGGUCGGAAAUUUUCGUUCGAACUGGGGAUUUAGCCAUUCGUCUACCAGAUAAUAAUUUCAACAUUAUAGGCCGUAUCGACCACCAGAUCAAAAUUCAUGGUCAGCGGGUCKAACCUGGCGAGGUAGCAAGCAAGCUUUACAUUGAGGAUUGGGUAGCGGAGAUUAUUUGUUUUGGUGCGCAUAUCAACGAGAAGAUGUCUCUAGUUGCUGCCAUAAUUCCGCGACCGAAGACGAAAUGGAGUAACCUAGUGAAACGUCUCCGGGAUCAAGCACGGCAAUCCUUCCCACCAUAUAUGAUACCCAAUUUUUGGCUUCAAUGCCAAUAUUUUCCACUGAGUCAUAAUGAAAAAGUGGACAUCAAAGCCAUCCAAAAUAUAGCAGAGUUAGCAGAUGUUCAGAGCCUGCUUGGCCGGGAUGCGAUCCUCGAGGGAAGAGAUCACAUGUUUAGUGAGAUCGGACGCGAAAUCGUUAAGAUAUGGGCAGAUGUCCUCCAUCUCCCCAAAUCAUCUAUUCUGCCCUCGGAUUCCUUCGUCGGUCUAGGUGGGACUUCAAUUGAAGCAAUAAAAACACUUCGGGAGCUGCGCACUCGGGGUUUUCAUAUAGAGCUGGCGGAUCUGCUGCAGUCUUGGAGCGUGGGAGAUAUUGCCGAAGCAGUCGAAGUCAAUGGUAACAAUACAGCGCACCAUGACUCAAAGACUCUGGAGCCAUUCUCCCUCUUAUCAGAUCAAGGUAUCAAGUUAGAGCUUAUGGCAGAUCGUGAAGUGGUUGAUGCAUUCCCACUCACAGGCCUGCAGGAAGGCGUCCUUGCCAGCACGCUUCAAGGAAGUAAAGAUUAUCUGUACCAAAGAGUCUUUGAUGUCAGGCAUCUCGAUCUUAUCAGGCUCCAGCUUGCAUUCCAAGUGGCUUUUUGUCUCAGCGACACUUUUCGAUCGACCUUCAUUACAACCAGCAAUGGCUUUGCACAAGUUGUGCGCUCGAACUUAUCGCUCCCCUGGAGAACAGAAUCAACAUCUCUUUCAGAUUACCUUGAGGCCGACAAGAGCAUGGGUGUCACCCUCGGAGAACCAUUUAUGAGAGUUGCACUUUUAAACGAAGCUAUUCUUGUUGUCUCUGUCCAUCAUGCACUGUUUGACUACUCCUCCCAUGGCUUUCUGUUCGACGAUGUUGCUCGACUAUACUAUGGGCAAGCCCCCAUUCCACGUGUAUCUUGGAGGUCAUUUAUAGGAUAUCUGCACAACCAGUCUCAGACGCAAUUGGAUGAAUUCUGGAAAAAGCACCUGGCCGAGGCUGUGCCUACCAUUCUAAAUGCUUAUCCGAUUCAACGGACAAAUUCUGUAACGAAAACGCUCCGUCUGAACCUUAAAUCGGCUUCAGGAUUUCUACAUACCCCUGCGAGUGCAAUUAUCUACACUGCAUGGGCACUAGUCCUUUCUUCACAUACAGCAUCAAAGUCAGUCACGAUGGCAACGGCGGUAUCAGGGCGGGAUAUACCAGUACCUGGAAUCGAAAGACUUGAUGGGCCUACUCUUGCUGUGGUACCACAAGCUGUGGUAAUCGACCCAAAACAAUCUUUGGCAGAGCUGACACAACAUGUCAACAAAAACCUUUGGGAAAUUGCCAAGCAUUCGCAGCACGGUAUCCGGAGAGCUCUAUCCGCCGCCGGCCGCCAGGGUGGCUCUCCCCUGUUUGAUACUAUGGUCAAUAUUCUCGUUCGAGAAACGGAAAGGGAUGAAGUCGCCAGAGAGGUUUUUCAGGCAGUGGACAAGCAGCCGGCCUGGAAAACCGAAUAUACCACUUUGAAUGUUCAUAUGGGAGACGAUGAUAUCGAAAUAAUCCUCACAGGUGCUAUAGAACAUCGUCGACUAGGGUUCAUUAUGAAUCAAUUCUGCUGUGGCAUUGAGACGAUCGUCCAGAAUCCGCGAGUGAAUAUUGAAUCUGUCAGUCUGAUGAGGCCAGAGGAGUUGGAAUUCCUGCUCGACCGGAAAGAAGAACCACAUUCUACCACGACCCUCCACGGUGAAUUCGAGUUCAUUGCAGAGAAGUUUUCAACUAAUGUCGCUCUCAAUUAUCAGAAUGAGCAAGUUCUCCACUACGCUGAGCUAGAUGAGGCAACUAACCGAAUGGGCAACUAUCUCUCUGAGCGUGGUGUUACUGCGGGUGAUAUCGUUCCUGUCCUUCUCAAGAAAUCACCCUUAUUGAUAAUUACAAUCUUGGCAAUACUGAAAAUCGGUGCUGCUUAUGUGCCUCUCAGUCCUGAAAACCCUGUCGAACGAAAUACUUUUAUGGUUCAAGACGUGCGAGCAACGUGUAUUGUGACAGAGACGGAACACGCUUCGUUCUUCGAUUCCAAUGCCAAAAGUAUUCCCCUCAUCUUGGUCGAUACUCCUAAGUUGUGUAACUAUUCAAGUGACAAACCCAGAGUCGACGUCUCACCCGCUGAUUUGGCGUAUAUUAUCUAUACAUCUGGCAGUACUGGUCAUCCGAAGGGCGUUAUGGUCAGCCAUAGGUCCUGCGUAGCUGCCAUGCGAUCCAUUAUUGAUUUUGAGAAAAGGCAGAAUAGGCAAACCAAGCAUCUCCAAUUCUCCAAUUUUAUUUUCGAUGCAUCUGUGUAUGACAUAUUUGCGACAUUACAUAGUGGGGGAACUUUGUGCAUUGCCUCCACGGAGCGUCUUCUUAGUGAUCUCACGGGGGUCAUCAAUCAAAUGAGCGUCGACCAUGUCUUUAUGACUCCCACUGUAGCCCGGCUACUGGAUCCCCGAACUGUCCCUACGCUCAAGUCCAUGGUAGUUGGAGGSGAGCCAUUGACCCCGGACGUUGUGGCAACCUGGGCUUCGAGGAUCACCCUGAUUAAUGCCUAUGGGCCCACUGAGACAGCAGUGAUGGUAAGCAUGAAGCAUGUCACCAGCAACAUGAGUACAGGAAAUAUCGGAACGUCUUUUCCGUCAGUUGGCGCGGUGUUACUCGAACGGGAUGGGGUCCGACCGGUGCCAUAUGGAGCAGUAGGAGAAUUGUGCUUCUGGGGUCCUCAGCUAUCGUCCGGCUACCUCAACAGGCCUGAGGUGACCGCUGCAGCCUUCGUCGAAAGCGAUAUUUGUGGCGGUAAACGAUUGUACCGUAGUGGUGACCUCGGAAGGUACAUUUCUGGCGGUGAUAUCGAAUAUCUUGGCCGCAAAGAUGACCAAGUCAAGAUCAACGGGCAUCGGAUCGAAUUGGGAGAAAUUGAACAGACAAUCCUUCGAACUGGCGUCGUACGAGAAUGUGUUGUCACCGUGUGGAAGAAGAACAACACAGCCCAUCUCGUUGCAAUAGUGGUUUUCAAUCACGGGGAACAGAAUUCCGUCGAAAAUGAGAGACAUUUCCUACCCAUGGACAUGUUCACCGAGAAAAUACAAAGGCUGAAGACCAAUCUCGGCGGGKUAGCUUUCUACAUGUACCCUAAGUUUAUCCUUUCCCUUCCUUCCUUCCCUCGGCUACCUUCAGGUAAAGUGAACCGCAAGGAGCUCAAGGCGCGAGUUGGAUCACUGAGCCAGGUUGACCUGACUCAAUACUCCUUUGAAAUUGUCGGCAAAUCACAGUAUACAGACAUCGUCCCUGUGGUGUCGGAGGAACAGAAGACUCUUCAUCGAGCAUGGAUCGAGGUUCUCGGCUUGCACAAUGAUCAGUUUGGCCUAGAGGCCAAUUUCCUCGGUCUGGGCGGCGACUCUAUCUUUGCCAUUAACCUAGUCAGCUGGCUUCGGCGGAAAGGGCUCAGCAUUACGGUUAGAGACGUACUCCGGUACCCCAUUUUCGAGUCGAUGGCGGAGCAGCUCCAUCGCCAUGGUGACAACGAAGCAGCAGCAGCACCACGACCUCUCGUCUUUUCGCCACCAGCAGAGUUUGAUUCCAUCCUCUCCUCUAACGGUCUUGGGCCCACUGAUUAUGAAUAUAUCUACCCCUGUCCCCCUGGUCAAGCCGAGUUCCUAUCACAGGGAGCUCGAUUGGAACGUUUCUGGUGCUUGAUGACGGUACGAUCACUUGGUCAGAGCAGCGAUCCGAGUAAAUGGCUUGAGCUUGUCAAGAAAUUGACGGAGACCAAUGAGAUCCUCCGUACCACCUUCCUCAAGCACGGCGAAAAAUGGUACGGAGUCGUCUUGCCUGAUCCUACCCCGAUUGUAGAAUUCUAUGACAUCAGGACCUCCUCGGAGCGGAAGAAGAUCCUAGACACAAUCUGGAGCGAGAAGUUUGUCUUUGGAAAGCCCUUCAUUCGCUACGCUAUCCUUCGCCUCGAAGAUGGAGAGCACCAAGUCGUCAGCAAAUUAGAUCACGGCCUCUAUGACGGCACCCUUCUCCGUAUCUUCGAUGCGCAUCUUCAGAAAUACCAGCGUGGUGAAUCCCUGGAUAGAUUUACUUCAUUCAGAAAUUUUGCUUUCCACGUCUGGAAAAUCAACCAAGAACGACCAAACGUGGCCUUCUGGCAGCAACCAGACAAGCAACCGAUUCAGUUUCAAUUAAAAUGCCGCCAGGAUUCCAGUCAGCUACCGUCGCCCGGGCCUAGCAUUGACGCGUUCGCAGUCCAUGUAAUCGAGCACGAUCAUUUAGAAAGCUUUAGUCGCUCCAGCGGCGUCACGAUCUCCAUCCUCUUCCAGGCCAUAUUCCAGAUCUGGCUCAGCUACCGCAGUACCCAGCGAGAUGUAGCAUUUGAUUAUCUCUACACGGGCCGCAACGUUGAUCUCCCUGACCCGCAGAACAUCAAUGGGACCUGUGCCAAUUUCCUUCCAAUGCGCUCGCAAGUGGACAUGCAAAUGACCGUCAAACAAUUUCUCCAGCAAACUCAGGACGACUUCUGGCAGUAUACAGAAAACAGCACUGUUUCGAUCGAUGACAUCUAUAGAAGCUGUGGCGAUGGGCUUUCCCGCGACGAUUCUGCGAACCAGGCCAUGUUUCUCUUCCAGCCUUUCGAGCCUGCAGCGUCAUCGCCAUCUUCGGGGAGGGUGGUAGGAGAGGAGCUUCAACACUGGCUGGUGAUGGCGAAGUCAGAAAUCACCAUGCCACAGCCGUACGCGGUUGUGUUUGAGGUGAUCCGGACUGGUUAUGCGGAUAGGUACAAGUUGAAGUUUGCGUAUGACAGUUCAUUCUGGACGAAGGAGGAGGUUGAGAAGGAAUUGAUGAUUGUUGAGAAAAUGGUUGUGCAUGCCGUGCAGGAGGCUGAUACUUUGGUUGGCGAUGUCUUGCGCGAUUUAUAA
Molecule: messenger RNA, 6381 nt
Organism: Talaromyces amestolkiae
Lineage: Eukaryota; Fungi; Ascomycota; Eurotiomycetes; Eurotiales; Trichocomaceae
Exons: 2
Coding region: 1-6381 (2126 amino acids)
Biological process (GO): secondary metabolite biosynthetic process; amino acid activation for nonribosomal peptide biosynthetic process
Cellular component (GO): cytoplasm
Molecular function (GO): catalytic activity; phosphopantetheine binding
Source: RefSeq, a predicted model, not a curated record